Molecule: messenger RNA, 1052 nt
Organism: Stylophora pistillata
Lineage: Eukaryota; Metazoa; Cnidaria; Anthozoa; Scleractinia; Pocilloporidae
Biological process (GO): protein deubiquitination; signal transduction
Molecular function (GO): cysteine-type deubiquitinase activity; protein binding
Source: RefSeq, a predicted model, not a curated record
UUCGGUAAAUGCUUAGUUGCUGACCAGUAAAUGAGACUUAAUCCUCUCACAGUUAAACUUCGAGUGCGGAUUGAUUGUGAGGCCAUUCCAGACCCUAAUCCACAAAGUGGAGCUUCAGGAACUGUGGCUAUAUCAAGUCAAGGUAUCCAAGAAGGUGCUGCGGAGCUUGUAGUAACUGGAACUUCAGGAAGAACAGUUCUGGGCUCACAGGGUGCCCAACCAGAAAGCCUGGAGACAGUAGUAAGAGCAGGUAAGGGUAAGGCAGUGGAGCUGUCUACAUCCAACAGCCUAUCUCAAGCAGGAGGGACUGAGAUCUUUGAGGGAGCAAGUGUUGAAAGUCAUGGUAUACCCAAUGGACAAGAAGUUUUGAAUUUCAUUGCACUCAAGUACUUCAAGGCAAUUGACCCAACUAAACCAGAAGAACGAAAUGGCUACAUAGAAUUUUUAACAAAUGUGCGCAAAGUGCUGCUUGUUGAUUCCCAGCCAGGAAGUUUGAUAUUAACAGUACUGUGUACUUCACUGGAGAUACUGGAUGCCCUGUGGGAUGACUAUUGCACAGGUCACUUGAAUGACAUGGCACAGAAAUAUCUUGUGACAAAGGACAUUCUGAAGAAGUUUGACCUGACUGAGCUGAAACUGAUGACAACUAUUCAGAAGGACGAUUACCUAGCUGCACGAAAACAUUUCUUGCAAGGUUUACUUCCAAGUGAAAGUGAAGACGCACCUGAAAGAGGAAUUGCACUGGAUUUUGAUGGCAAUGCCUUACACGGAAAUCACGAGGAUUCACUGAGUGAUGCAAAAGUUCUGCUGAAAAUGGCUACUGCUCUGGGACCAGACGCUGUGCUAUGUCCUUCAAAAGGGCGAGAUAAUUUUCAACGGAUGGCUCGGCUUUUGAUAAGUGGAGGUACUGUGCUAUUCAGGGAGGUUUUUGACAACAAAUGUCCACCGAGUAAUCUUCCAGCAAUCCUGAAGAAUCCAGCUACAGAGAAGCUACUCAAGGCUGCAAAGCUCACCAAACCACAAUGGGAGUGUUUGUACCCAUCCCCAGGGGU